Aspergillus nomiae NRRL 13137 is the source of this 870-nucleotide messenger RNA. Its product is annotated as amidohydrolase family protein. Gene Ontology annotation, biological process: secondary metabolic process. Gene Ontology annotation, cellular component: cytoplasm; cytosol. The transcript has 3 exons. Lineage: Eukaryota; Fungi; Ascomycota; Eurotiomycetes; Eurotiales; Aspergillaceae. Gene Ontology annotation, molecular function: carboxy-lyase activity; hydrolase activity. Bases 1 to 870 code for a protein of 289 amino acids. The record is from RefSeq and is a predicted model, not a curated record.
AUGGCACAGCGUAUUGAUGUGCAUCAUCACUAUAUCCCCCCUCCCUAUUUGCAAGCCCUUGAAAAAACUGGUGGUGAUCCCUCCGGAUGGCCUACGCCCGCUUGGUCCCUUGACAUGGACCAAAACAUUUGCAAAGAUUGUGAUAUUGAAACAGCAAUUCUAUCCGUGACUGCUCCUGGUACAGGAAUUCUCAAGGGAGCUGACUCUGCCCGUCUUGCCAGAGAGUGCAAUGAGUUUGGGAAGUCUCUGAGAGACAAACAUCCUAAGAAUUACGGGUUCUUUGCUACGCUACCGGAUAUUCUUGAUACUGAGGCUGCGCUUAAGGAAAUUCAGUAUGCCUUUGAUACUCUUCAAGCUGACGGUGUUACCCUCUUUACCCGUUAUGGCAACGGUAAUUAUUAUUUAGGACAUCCUGCGAUCCAGCCUAUAUGGGAAGAACUGAACCGACGUGCUGCGGUGGUAUUUGUUCACCCGACUCAUCCAGUGGAUACCAAUCUUGUCAACAAAAUGCUUCCCCAGCCAAUGAUUGAUUAUCCACAUGAAACAACUCGUACAGCUGUUGAUCUUAUCACUACUGAUACUGUGAGAAAGUAUAGUAAUUGCAAGAUUAUCUUGUCUCACGGUGGCGGAAAUCUGCCUUGGCUGGCCAGACGUCCAGCAAUCAUGCUAAAAGAUCUCAAUCUGUCUACCAUGACACCUGAACAUUUUAUUGAGAAUGCACGAAUGUUCUAUGAUUUCCCGUAUGCCCCUGAGGCUACGGUUAGGCGGUUUAGCAAGGAGCUGAGUGAGGCUAAUCUCUCGAAGCAAGAUGCACAGAAGAUUAGCCGUGACAAUGCCCUCAAAUUAUUCCCUCGCCUUUCCUCCCAGUGA